Ruditapes philippinarum (Manila clam) is the source of this 1656-nucleotide messenger RNA. Its product is annotated as forkhead box protein B1-like. The transcript is spliced from 3 exons. Gene Ontology annotation, molecular function: RNA polymerase II cis-regulatory region sequence-specific DNA binding; DNA-binding transcription factor activity, RNA polymerase II-specific. Gene Ontology annotation, biological process: cell differentiation; regulation of transcription by RNA polymerase II; anatomical structure morphogenesis. Lineage: Eukaryota; Metazoa; Mollusca; Bivalvia; Venerida; Veneridae. The record is from RefSeq and is a predicted model, not a curated record. The coding region runs from base 437 to 1459 and encodes 340 amino acids.
GAAUAGUUCUUUUUAUAAUGUAGCAAACUUAAAUAUGAACAUCUUUGCCACUUUGAAAUUCGUGUGGAACAUACACAACGACGUAAUAGUGAUGCGAGUUCUUUAUUUGUAAACAGUUUUGUAGAUAUUACACUUACUGAAAUUUAUAAGACACUCUUGUUGGAAUAGAUGUUUCUCGCAAGAAAUUUCAUUUAUAUUAUAAAGUUGAAAAAAGAUUAAAAUCUUUCAUAUAGCUAAGUGUUUUUGUCUAUUAAAAUAUGACAAAUAAACAAUGUUUAGAGACUGAAUAGGCAUUCAAUUUACGUCAAUAUAAAUCAAAAUAGUGACAAAAGCCUUUAGAACUGUUUGUUCGCGUAAAAAAAACGGUAACAAAGCUGAUAAUUAUCAAACUCCGACAUUCUUAUAGAAAAUACAUAUUUAGAAAAUAUCGUUGGCAAUGCCUCGUCCGGGCCGGAACACAUACAAUGACCAAAAACCACCGUACAGUUAUAUCGCUCUAACAGCCAUGGCAAUCAGCGCAUCACGUGAGAAGAUGCUGCCUCUAAGUGACAUUUACAAGUUUAUAAUGGAUAAAUUCCCCUUCUACAGGCAAAACACACAACGAUGGCAGAAUUCAUUACGUCACAACCUCUCAUUUAAUGACUGUUUCAUUAAAAUUCCACGCCGGCCCGACAGACCAGGCAAAGGAAGUUAUUGGGCGCUUCAUCCCUAUGCCGGCGACAUGUUUGAAAACGGCAGUUUUCUUCGUCGGCGAAAGAGAUUCAAACUACACCAACAAAGGCAGCUACAGGCAAUGGGCUUACUUCCUCCAGAUUCUAACAUGAAGCAUGGUUUAGAGAUGACGUCAUAUUUACAUGAUGACGCUAGAGUUCGUCUGCAGCAGUUUGCCGUGAGCGCUGCAAGCUCGACUUAUUUAAACAGUCUUCAUUCUAAUGGACGCUCUGCGUAUAAGCCACCAUUUACUAUUGAAAAUAUCAUUGCGCCAGAAACGAAAGCCGGAAGUUCAUUAAAUCCGUCACUUCCUGUAACUCCAUUACCCGGAUUUGCUAGUCAGUUUGGUCCUACACAUAACAUUCCUCCAAAUUUUAUGCUACCUUACCAUGGCAUUAGAAAUGAGUCAGACUUAAUUACAAGUUUAGCAUGUACAUAUGGACAAUUCAAUGGACGCAUGACAGCUCUUGAAUAUUAUAAUACUUUAAAAUCUACUCUUCAGCAUCCGCCGACGGCGAUAUCUUUACCUUUGAAACCAACGGCUUUGUCGGCUAUAUCGUUAGCUAGAAGUCAAGACACUUUAGACAAACCGGUAACAAAACCAGCUAUAAUGCACAGUGUGGACUCGUUACUGAAACCAUCUAAAGAGCAACAUUCCCCAACCGGAAGUGCACAUGAAUUAUCACCGGAUAUUGCAAGUCACAAAUUAAAUGACAAUAUGUCGGUUUAUAGAAAUGGCGGAAUUUAGGAAAAACAAAUCAUAGUUUUUUUCUAUGAUAUGACUAUCAAUCAAAACUUAAACAAUUAAAACAAAUAUUAAGAGUUAUGUUUUAUCAAGAUGAAUAAUGAUUGUAAAUUAUAUUGACAAAGGAAAAUGAUCCAAGUGUCGUAAAACUAGUAUGUUUUAAAAGUGCAUUCUGAUCUUCUUUGACAGAGUGAGAAUGU